Molecule: messenger RNA, 1464 nt
Organism: Suillus paluster
Lineage: Eukaryota; Fungi; Basidiomycota; Agaricomycetes; Boletales; Suillaceae
Exons: 1
Coding region: 91-1332 (413 amino acids)
Source: RefSeq, a predicted model, not a curated record
CUAUUCAAGUCACCCGAGACGUUCCAACUAGGCCUGCUACUGCACGACUCGCGGUGGACAUCUCUGCACCCUGUCUCGUGUCUUCCACCAAUGCUGCCUUGGACCCUUGUUAUUUCGAAAACUAUACUCCCCAUCAACUUCAUUCUUCGGUCCAGGUGUCCCCCAUUGCAGACCUUUUCGGGGUGGAUCUUUCUAAUACUUCCAGCGACACAAAACGGGGAGUCAAUACAGCGUCUAUCGAAGAUGGCCCACAGCACCUUCAUGCGGUAUACCAACUUUCAUAGGCUUCUCAAACUGUGGCUCACUCUACUUGUUCAGUUCACAUCUUCAAUGGAACACAGCCAGUCGUUUCCAAGCUUUCACACUAGGAUUGGAGAAUUCCAGUAUAUUCCAGACAUGGAGUCAUUCUACACUUCUGAUUCUGCAGACUCUGAACACCAUCCCUAUGUUCUCUCAAUGCCGACCAUUCCGAGGAUCGCGCUCGAGGACUUCUCUGAUGACAGUAUCACGUCCGUUAAGAAAACACACGACUUCAAUAUUACGGCUGUCGGUGCUUCUGUCCGGCAAGGAGAUUUUUUGCAACUGCCCGAUGGAUCUUGGCCAUACGUCUCGCCUUCUCGAUCAUCGCCUUCUCCACAGGGAACUCGCCGUCGUGCUGUCGAUGUCGUCAAGUACACUGAUGCUCUCUCUGCUCCCGCUUGUCGGCUACCUGCCUUCGAGGUGGCGCACGAAUAUUCUCCAGAACCCAGAAAUGAGAUCGAAGAUGAGACCGAGGGAUCCAAUAUUCUUCUAGAAUUCAUUGAAGAUGUCAGUCGAUGCCAGCCCUCUGUACUCACUUCACACUCGGACGGGGUCCUCGUGAAAUCAUUCCCUAUGUACCCAGGUCUGGAACCCUCUGUUACCGUUCACUUCCACGGUAAACAUCGUCGCUCCCGAGCAGCCUCCUAUCAGAUCACUCCUGGGGCGCUGACCGAGCGUGGCGACCUCAUCGAGAUCCAACCAUUCUCCGGGAGCCCAAAAGACGCGCGAUGGGCACCCAAGAACGGUAUGAUGGUCAUCAAAGUCUACAUCCCCUCCACCGACGACAUCUGGGCUACAUACGUCCCAACCAGUGUCACCCUCUCUACGUUCACGUGUAUAUGGCUAUCCAAGCUAAGCCUUCACCUUCGAUUCAGCGGGAGUGUGUUGGACACACCGGAGUACUACUUCGAUAGUGACGAGGUGUUUCAACACUGGGUAAACCGCCGGAUCCGGCAUGGUCGCAACCUUCCCAUCGUUGGUCACUUGGACUACGCGGUCCCUUCGUUCCCCCUCUUACCGCAGGAAGCUUAGGUCCCAUUCUUUCCCUCUGGACAUCCAAGUCUCAUUGCUGACGUUCUAUUUCCAUCGCUCACGUAUUUUAAACUCUGGUCGGUGCUUAUUGAUUCGUUGUUUUUGUUGAAUGUGCCUGUCAUAUCCUCCUUC